This is a messenger RNA of Cryptococcus wingfieldii CBS 7118, 2121 nucleotides long. RefSeq lists its product as hypothetical. NCBI's taxonomy places the organism in Eukaryota, Fungi, Basidiomycota, Tremellomycetes, Tremellales, Cryptococcaceae. The transcript has 3 exons. The record is from RefSeq and is a predicted model, not a curated record. Bases 1 to 2121 code for a protein of 706 amino acids.
AUGUCCAGCAGGACCCGCACCCGACCCCCGACAGCCCGCACCCCCACCAAGAGAAGUCGCCCAUCGCCCGUGUCCACCGCGCCAGCCGCUCAGCCAGUCGACCGGAAAUGCAGCCAAGUGCCAAGAGUGGCAGUGACAGGGUACAUGAGAAAGUCGUCGAAGACGGUAGAGCAGAGGAUUGUGAAGAGUCAGACGGAGAGCGUGGAGAGUGUGCAAGAAGAUGUCGCGAGUUUUGGGUCGGCGAGAUACGAUAGACCGCUCGUGGGAGGGGGUGGCUGGGCAGAUAGACUGCAGCCUGUUGCUGGGCCAUCUCGCCCUACCCGCAGGGUGUCUCCCAUGCCAUCGAUACCAAUCGGCACUUUCGAAUCGCAGAAAACCGCUAUAUCGCUUGCUUCCUUGCCCGACCCUGAGCAGCUCACUAUACGAAUCGCCCUGCCCCAGGGAACGUGUUUGGAUGAGACUGAAGCGGGGAACUGGUAUGUGGCCGGAGAGGAGGUCUUGGUGGAAGCGAUGAGGAAGGAGAAGGAGGGAGUCAUGGAGCGGCGAGGCUGGAAUGGAAAAGGGAAAGGGAAGGGCAAGCCUCUCGAAGAGAAUGUGAUGUGGUUGUCGGCGCCUCUUGUCCAUCCUUGUAUAUGUUCUGUGGAAGCGUAUGCCAAUCGCUAUACCCUCGCCCACCCUCCUCCUCAACACCGCACACUUACACCUCUACCACCCCACCCGAAACCAAGCCACAUCCCGAAAGUCGGCGCCAACCUCGCAGGAUGGACACAAGGUCUUGAUAAGGAUCUGGACAUGACGCUGGACGAGAUGGAGGAGUUUGAGGAGUGCUGGACUGCCGUGCCGGCGCAGGUUGUCCCUUUGCCUGUUGUUGAGGAGACGGACGUUCAGGACGAUUGGGAGAGACUCUUGCCUGCAAGAGAUCUCAGUGCCCCUUCGCGAAUGACCUCGCCUCCGCCCCGAGCCGGAGCCACGGCAGCUGCCCAGGUUGGCGGCGAAUUGCAAGGCUCGGAAGCGUCCGUCUCGAUGGUAUUAGGUCGUGAAGAUGUGGCGAAGCGUCGCAGUGCAUGGUGGCGAGAGCAGUACGCUUCUGACCCGGUAUAUGGUCGGGUAUACAAGAUUAUCAAACCCCGUAGUCGCGAACCUCCCAUUUUUCAAAAGUAUCCACGAACCACCCCCGUGCCGACUUAUACCCCUCCCGCACAACUUUCAUCGUGGCCGUAUCAUCCCUACCACCCCGAUAUCCAUCACUAUAUCCAGAAACGACCUUGGGCUAGGGUGUGCUGGGUCAUCCCUAUCCAUGGGCCGGUACACAUACCCGGUAUCAACGAUCCUCUCGAACCUUUCGUCCCUCCUGUCUCGGCUGCAGGUGGUAGUCCAAAGAAAGCUCCCAUGAUACCGAGGCAGCUUAUCCCUUCGUCUGGUGUACUCGCACUUGACUCUGCGUCUCUGGGCGCAGAGAAGAGCGCCAGCACUAUCUACUGGACGCCCCAGCGCUUGAAAUAUUUCAUCCAACAAUGGUUGAUCCCUUCCUGGCAAGACGACACCAAGGGCCUCUUCGGGCCGCUGUCUUGGGCGGUUCAGAGUGGAAACUUGGAUUGGUGGAACCUGCGCGACGUCGGAGAAGGAAGAAGAGAAGGAGAAGGGCUGCAUGUGGAAGUGCCAGAUGGGAUAGCGGGAAAGAAGAGCGUCAAAGCAGAGAUGGGCGAUUGUCUGAGGAUCUGGUGCGAUGCUCGACGUGCGCUGUCGCUAAGGAUGGCCAUUUGCCGUACGUGGGUACCGGAGAAAGACUAUUCACAGCUCGACCCUACCUGGCCUGUACCGGAACCACCGCCAGACCCUGCGACGUUGUCGGAAGAAGAGGAUGAUUAUGAGCUGGGGACGUGGGAGGAGAAGGGUGAGUGGAUGGAGGUGCGGGAGAGGAGGAAGAAGAUGGAGGCUAGGCGUAUGAAGAUGAAAGAGGCGAGGAGGGAGGCGAGAAAGGACAGGGAGGCGAGAAAGGCGGUGAGGAAGGAGAAGAGGGAUGAGCAUACGGCAGAGAUUGAGAAGACGAGGGUGAUGUUUCUGGAGAAAGCUCGGUUGACGUUGCUAGAUGACAAGGGGCAAGUUCUUGUUGUUGCUUAG